Molecule: messenger RNA, 1368 nt
Organism: Episyrphus balteatus (marmalade hoverfly)
Lineage: Eukaryota; Metazoa; Arthropoda; Insecta; Diptera; Syrphidae
Gene: REG
Product: proteasome activator complex subunit 3
Exons: 3
Coding region: 204-950 (248 amino acids)
Biological process (GO): regulation of proteasomal protein catabolic process; positive regulation of endopeptidase activity; regulation of G1/S transition of mitotic cell cycle
Cellular component (GO): nucleoplasm; cytoplasm; proteasome activator complex
Molecular function (GO): endopeptidase activator activity
Source: RefSeq, a predicted model, not a curated record
AAUUUUUUUGACUUUUACCUCGUCCGCUGCAAGGUGUCGUUUUUAUUCGUUUUGUCGCUGUCGUCUCGUCGCAAAAAAAUUAUUCCACACACCACAAAAACCGAAAAGAAAAAAAAAACUUGUGAAAUCAAUUUCAUUUACAUUAUUUGAUUGAGUUUUAAUCGAAAAUUUCCAAAAUUACCAACUACAAGAAAAACAACAAAAUGCCUAACGAAACUAUAAAGAAGGUACAAGAUUACAAAGACAGCUUAGUCAAAAAAGCCGAACAAUUAAUUUUCCAAGGCUUCCCCGAAAAGAUUGUCGAACUCAACGAAAUGCUCGCCACCGACAUGUUUUGCGAGCGCAACUUCAACGAGGUCCAUCAAGAUUUGAACAUUCCAGUUCCUGAGCCAAUUCUGGUCAAUCAUGUGGACGAGGCAUCAGCCGGUGGCGAUCCACCAUCUGCCAAGAGACCACGCAACGACUUUUGUGUGCCUGGGACGAAAGUUAUGGCUCUGCCAUCGGGCACAGUGCCGUGCAAUGAGCCACUUUGUGAAAUGAUCAAAAUUGUCAAGCCAAUUAUUAGGAAACUUGUUGAAGAUUCAAAUCUCUUGAAAAUGUGGAUUUCAUUCCUGAUACCGAAAAUCGAAGAUGGCAAUAACUUUGGUGUGUCCAUUCAGGAGGACACUCUUGCCGAAAUUCAGGCGGUGGAGUCGGAAGCGGCUGCAUUCUUUGACCAGAUUUCUAGAUAUUUCCUUUCGCGUGCGAAAGUCGUCUCAAAAGUUGCCAAGUACCCGCAUAUCGAGGAUUAUCGGCGGGCAGUUGUCGAGCUGGACGAGAAGGAAUACCUCAGUUUGUGGUUGGUGGUGUGCGAGGUGAGGAAUCGCUACUCCUCGCUGCAUGAUAUUGUCAUUAAGAAUCUGGAGAAGCUUAAGAAACCUCGUUCAUCGAAUGCCGAGAGUUUAUACUAAGACGAUUUAAGCCAGAGCGAUGAACGAUGGCUGGGAAGCUCCUUUUCUUAUCUAGACCUUAACAACAACCAACCACCACAACAACUAACUCUCAGAAGAAAAAGACUCCACUUUGACGACGACGGCGAUUGGAAGACUCGUACACGUUUAACGUGUCGAGUUGACGAUAGCUUCUACGUCGUUGUUGUGGAAAAAACAUCUGCAAAAAGCGAAAGAAGAUUUCUUCUUCUUUCUCAUUUUUUAAUUUUUUUUUUCAAAAAAAAGUUAACAUUUAAGAAUUUGAAUUUAUCAGUUUUUCAAUAUUGUUUCAAAUUAUAUGCAUAAUUAUUUUUUUUACUCUCAAUUAGAAGCAGAGUUACAGUAAUCUAAUAAAAAAACAAAUUAAAAUUAUACAAAAAAAAAAAAAAACAUGAGAAAA